Closterium sp. Naga37s-1 is the source of this 753-nucleotide messenger RNA. The record is from the annotation of a GenBank genome assembly. Lineage: Eukaryota; Viridiplantae; Streptophyta; Zygnematophyceae; Desmidiales; Closteriaceae.
AUGACUAAGGGAGGCGGUGGAGGAGGCGGAGGUGGAGGAAAGGGAGGCGGAGGCGGUCACGGCGGAGGCGGAGGAAAGAGUGGCGGAGGCGGAAGCCAUGGUGGGGGAAGCCACGGCGGGGGAAGUCACGGUGGCGGUAGCCAUGGCGGGGGAAGCCAUGGCGGAGGCAUCUCUCACGCAACUGCUGCUCACAUCCAGAGCACCGCCGCCCGCAUGGGAGGUGGUGGAGUCGCCAAGGGGUCUGGUGCUGCAGCAGCGCAGAGGGCAGCUGCUGCCCCGUCCAAGGUGACAGGGUGCGAUGCUGCUGCUCUCCAGGGCUUCACGGCAAAGACCAGUGGCGGAGUGGCGAAGGGCUCCCCUGCUGCGCAGAUGGCUAAAGGCGGCGGAGGCGGAGGGAAGGGCGGCGGCGGUAAAGGCGGAGGGGGCGGCGGUGGAAAGACCGGAGGCGGAGGCAAGGGCGCCAGCAGCGGCGCUAAAACGGGCGGUGGCGGCGGGGGUAAGGGCGCCCCGAUUUCCGGCAAGACGGCGUCUCAGAUCCAGAGCUCUUCCGCGAAGAUGGGUGGCGGAACGGUGGCUAAGGGUUCCGCCGCAGCUGCGGCGCAGAGAGCGGCGGCUGCGCCGUCUAAGGUGACGGGGGGAGACGCCGCGGCUCUGCAGAGCUUUACUGCGAAGACGAGCGGAGGCGUGGAGAAGGGUUCGCCUGCGUCGCAGGUUCAGAGCACGGCCGCGAGUAACGCGGGGCAGGGGGAAUAG